This is a messenger RNA of Saccoglossus kowalevskii, 840 nucleotides long. RefSeq lists its product as uncharacterized. NCBI's taxonomy places the organism in Eukaryota, Metazoa, Hemichordata, Enteropneusta, Harrimaniidae. The record is from RefSeq and is a predicted model, not a curated record.
AUGGCUCGCCGUGGUUAUGAGGCCAUGGUAGUCUACCUCGAUGACUUUCUCAUCAUUGCUGAAAGCUACGCCACAUGCAGGAUUGCCCUAAACACACUCAUCAGCCUACUUCGCCGAUUAGGUUUCCGCAUUGCUUGGCGUAAGGUUAUGGGACCCACUCAAAAACUUACGUUUCUUGGUAUUGAAAUAAAUACCACCACGCUAACUUUGCGCCUGUUGACGCAAAAACUGAGUGAAUUGCAAGAGCUGCUGCUCAAGUUUUCUAAGAGAAAACGUGCUAAUCGCCGCCAGCUGGAGUCCCUUGAGGGUAAACUUGCAUGGGCAUGCAGAGUCAUAAAGGGAGGUAGAACUUUCCUCCGCUGCAUUCUAGACCAGCUAAACAAAUUGCGCUGCCCAUCGCAUAAGAUCAUUUUAUCUACUGAAUUUGCUGCCGACAUUCAAUGGUGGUUAAACUGCCUCCCUCAUUUUAAUGGCUCAACCAAAUUUAUUGACCCUCACCCUAUCACAGACAUACUUAUGGAUGCCUCCACGCAGGCAUCAGGUAUAUUCCAUAGAGGGGAUUGGCAGUACACUUUUUGGGGUCUUGAUAGGCCUGCCGCAAAAUCCCUUCAUAUCAAUCAUAAAGAAGUUCUUUCCAUUAUUUUAGCAGCUAGGAGAUGGGGCCCUAGAUGGCGAGACUGUACAGUGCAUGUAUUUACUGAUAGCACAGUCGCAAUGGCCAAUAUCAAUCAUGGUACAUCUCGCAACCCGCUAGUAAUGUCUGCUCUUCGGGAGUUAUUUUGGCUUUCAGUUUCUUACAAUUUUAAUAUACAUGCCAUACACAUCACAGGAACAAAAUGA